AUGUCGGGUAUCAACAGGAACAAUUUGAGCACGCCCUCUAGGCCGUUGUCGCGGGAGCAGUUCUUUAGUGUUAGGGAGAGGAUUGUGAAGGACACGCCGAAGCUGUACCAAGGCAGGAGUAUAGCGACCGAUGAGAAGAAAGAGAGGACGGAUGAGCGGGUGUUCACGCCUACUUCGAGUAUCAACAUAUUCAGCCAUAAGUCCCAGGAACCCAUACAGCAGACUGUUGAAAGACAGACGGUGCAAUCGCAUGAUCUGGGGUUCUUCGAGAAUCCUGUGCUUGAGAAGUUGGCCGAGCGAUCCGUAAACAAGAGUUUGGAAGUUCAAAAGAUUAUCAACAAUGUGCUGUUAUACUUACUGUGGAACUUAAUCACGAAAUUUAUUCUCCUGUACUUGGAUCAUACCUCUUCCGGACAGAAGGUACGAAAGAACUGGCUACAGACAGACCAGAUUUUGGCGCUAUUGCACAUGCCAAACAAUAAGGCCGCCGAGAAUGCCAUAGAUUUACUAUUCUCGGUUAGUUCCUUCAACAAAGCGUUCAGAGGUCUAGUGCUAUACAAUGUGCUAAUGUCAAUAUUUGCACUAGUUGGAAAGGUCAAGAUCAGUGACUUGAAAUUGAACCAGAGACAAAAAAACUUGCUUGGCUUUAUUGGCCAGGGUGAAACCUCAAACCUACGUAGGAUAGAGCCAUCUAAUUUGAUGCUAAAACAAAAUUCGAAAAAGACUACCGAAAACACAAAAGAUCAAAGCGUAUCUUCUGGAAUAAAUAAAAAAAAUACAGAGUCUCAAGUGUCAGCACCACCAUAUGCGUUUAGAUCGAUCCAAACUCCAAUGAAAAAGAAAAUGGAAGAAGAAAGAAACUCUAACAUGAACAGUGUAAGCAAUAAUGUUAAUCCACUAGUGAGGUCUAACAUUUUUAAUAAUAACGCAUCUACCGGUAAUAACCGAUCUGUCAACUUUGCAGAACUUCAUCAUUCUGAUAUUGUUAGAAGGAAUUCGACAAUUACUACCCUGAACGACACAUCUGCGGGCUAUAUCCCAAGUAGUAAAUACACGUAUAUGAUGGAUACACCAAGUCCCAGGAAAAGCUUUAAGUAG
Molecule: messenger RNA, 1098 nt
Organism: Nakaseomyces glabratus
Lineage: Eukaryota; Fungi; Ascomycota; Saccharomycetes; Saccharomycetales; Saccharomycetaceae
Gene: POM34
Product: Pom34p
Biological process (GO): spindle pole body duplication; protein import into nucleus
Cellular component (GO): nuclear outer membrane; nuclear pore transmembrane ring
Source: RefSeq, a predicted model, not a curated record